This is a messenger RNA of Mycena indigotica, 1035 nucleotides long. RefSeq lists its product as uncharacterized. The transcript has 4 exons. Bases 1 to 1035 code for a protein of 344 amino acids. The record is from RefSeq and is a predicted model, not a curated record. Lineage: Eukaryota; Fungi; Basidiomycota; Agaricomycetes; Agaricales; Mycenaceae.
AUGAAUUCUGCAACGAUAGCCUCUGCUGUCGUCCUCUUCAGCUCGAUCAUCUUUUGGUGGUAUCGCAGCACCCGCUCAACAAAUUAUUUCCAGCUAUCAGGCGUCCGCGCUCCAACGCCUCUUCCUCAUUUCGACGUCGAUAAGACCCUCGCCAGACCAUAUCGUCCUUUCAGAUGGGAGUAUCACCAAACGAUGAGCCUCAAGGCCAUGGACCCAGACCGUUGGAUUGAGCUCGAGUCCACCUACAAGGAGCGAAUCAAGCAACGAAAUGCACUCUACGCAAAGUAUGGCAAGAAGAUCAUCGACUGCCUGCCCGGCGCAGAAUCUGCAUGCCGCGAGUUGAUGGAAAUGGUCGUCCAGUUCAUUUGCGUGCGCUAUCCAGGCCAAUUUUCGGUCGAUUAUCGUUCUGGCCUUUUCAACAACCGUAUACUGGGGACAACAUCGAAUAUCUUCACUAUAGAGCCCCUCCACUUCCUCCUGCAGCACGUCCCUGAAGACUUUCUAAUCACCCAACCCGAUAGCAAGACAGGGCUUUACACCUUCCGCGCAGGCGUCUCUUGCUCGUCUGUCGGGUGGAAUGUCUCCACUAAAAUCGGUCUCGAUCUCUCCGGCAUCCAUGCCCCAGUCCCCGACUACGAGGACAAAAUGGCCUUCUCUAUGAACAGGUUCUUCUCAAGCAUGAAGGUUGACAAACCAAUCCAGCGCGGCUCAUGGAGUUUAGAAAUUGGCCAGCCACUAUUUCUUCAGGAGGACGAGCCAGAUUUUCGGCAAAGCAAGCCCAACGUUUCGCUCGAUGACAUCCAUCUACGGGUGGACUGGCAGACGUUGAGGCGACUGCCUCGCUCCCGAGCUAUCGUGUUUAACUUCAAGCCACUCUUCACAUCCGUCAAGCAGUUCAGACAUGAACCGUACAUUCCUCGCCUUCUGCUGCGAAUUCUUCGCGAAAGCAAAGCGUCAUUGUUGGAGUACAAGGCUACGUCACACGUCGAGCAUAUCGUUAUCCCCGCUCUCUGGAUUGGCGAGAGCGGACUUUAG